UAACUGAAAAUCCCGAUUGGAAUCGAUAACCUUUUUCAUUCAACUAUCAUCCGGUUCAAAGAAAAUAAAAUUUGCAAAUUUUCAUUUUUGAGUUUUUCCUCUUUUCCCAAAAUUUUAGCUGAAUUUGACCUAAAUUUCGUUUCUUCUUCUCACUGAACAUUCCGGCAAACCCUCCACCGUCACGCCGUUCUCCUCCGGCACGUCAACGUCCCUCAUUUCCGGCUCACCUCUUCUUCGUUUCAUCUGCUUCACAGUUCGCAUAGGUUCUUUUUCUGCACGUCCCUCCGCCACACCGAAACAUCCUUCACCUUCGCAAGAACAGCUUUAAGCAUGGAUCCAGAAGCUGCGAGAAGUGCACGAGAAUCUUUGGACCUGGCAUUUCACAUGUCCAAUAUACUCGACACGGGUUUAGACCGUCAUGCGCUUUCUAUUCUCAUUGCUCUCUGUGAUCUCGGGGUCAAUCCUGAAGCACUUGCUGCUAUUGUCAAGGAACUUAGAAAGGAGAGGCUCCAAGUGUCAUCAUUGCGUCCUACACCUCCUUCUUAAUGCUGCAUGUGUUUUGUUAGUCCUCUCUCCGAAAUUGUUUUGUGGAAGGUAUUUUUUAUGCUUACAUUUGAAUUAUUGUGUUGUAUGGAAAGGGGGAUACACGAAUCAAAAAGGUUGGUUUAUCAAGAAAUGUUGAUUGUUUUGGGAGCAUUGUAGAUAACCGGAACAAUGGAAGAAUAGUUCAGGUGUAUAAGAUUUCUGCCUCAUAGAAGUACUUGUUGUGUUUUGUUCUUUUUGUUACUUGAAGACUGUUUGUUUAUAAAAGCUAUUGUCUAACUUUAUUGUAAGAUUGGUUUAUCUUGGAAGCAAUAUGUGUUUUAGUAAGGUUUCCUAGUAAUGAGGUGCCUGCCAAAUGUAUUUUUUUUUACAUCUAUGAAACGAGGAAUUCCUUCCUUUCU
Messenger RNA from Vicia villosa (hairy vetch), 944 nucleotides. Its product is annotated as mitotic-spindle organizing protein 1B-like. The record is from RefSeq and is a predicted model, not a curated record. Lineage: Eukaryota; Viridiplantae; Streptophyta; Magnoliopsida; Fabales; Fabaceae. Gene Ontology annotation, cellular component: interphase microtubule organizing center; gamma-tubulin ring complex; spindle. Gene Ontology annotation, biological process: gamma-tubulin complex localization; microtubule nucleation by interphase microtubule organizing center; mitotic spindle assembly. Bases 331 to 546 code for a protein of 71 amino acids. The transcript has 2 exons.